This is a messenger RNA of Lutzomyia longipalpis, 2125 nucleotides long. RefSeq names its product ADP-dependent glucokinase. The transcript is spliced from 2 exons. The coding region runs from base 94 to 1548 and encodes 484 amino acids. The record is from RefSeq and is a predicted model, not a curated record. NCBI's taxonomy places the organism in Eukaryota, Metazoa, Arthropoda, Insecta, Diptera, Psychodidae. Gene Ontology annotation, cellular component: endoplasmic reticulum. Gene Ontology annotation, biological process: glucose metabolic process. Gene Ontology annotation, molecular function: ADP-specific glucokinase activity.
AAUUCCAGCACUUUAUGCUGGAGUGAAAUGGUUGAUAAUUUUGCUCAGAAAGCGGAUUUGUUGUGUUGUUGAUAAUUGUUUUUCUGUGAAAGUAUGCCUUCCUUCCCGUAUUUCUCAGUUCUGACCACCUUUGGGGUGUUCUGUGCUCUAUUUGCCAUAAUCCUCCAGGGUUUCUUUGCCUCCCAAGACCUCAAAAGAAUCACGGAAAUUCUUUCGAAUCUUCUACUCUUGGAGAACCUGGAUGUUGUGUCCCAGCGUGUAGCCGUGGGCUAUGGUUCGUGCAAGGAUAUCUAUGUUCCUGCCACGCAAUUUCUCAAUUAUACCCUGACCCAGUGUCGAGAGGAGUGCGUGGGUGGUGAGAUAUCAAAUCGGCAUGACCUCUUUGAGAACUUUGGAUACUUCUUCCAACGAGGAGCUGCUGCUGAACGCUACACAUCCAACAAAUCACUAUUCGAUGAAUUAGUUGAAGAAGCCAAGGAGAGGACAUUGGAUACAAGUUGGUCUAUGGGCGGGAAUGCUCCAAUGAUGGCCAGGAGAUUUCAUCUGGAGGGAGCAAAUGUUCUUUUGGGUGCACAAAUGACGAAAGAAUUGAGAAAGGCAAUCCCUGAGGAUAUCAUUGUGUCGUAUCCAUCAUCAAUUGACCAAGAUGACGUUCACUUGAUUAUGGAGUAUAGGUCAGGAGAGAAAUGGGGACCCUUUCGCGCUCCUCGUGCCAAUCGUUUUAUCCUCCACAAUGACCAAAAUAAUCCAACAUUGAGUGUCCUGGAAUCCCUCGAUGCAUAUUUAAAGGAUUUCAAUCCACGCUUAUUUGUCGUGAGUGGCCUCCAGAUGAUGGAUAACUUUCCCUUCCCUGAUGGGAUUCGAGUAACGCGCCUAUCAAAGGUUCGAAAACAAAUAACAUCUCUGCCCAGCUCGGCGCUCGUUCACUUUGAGAUGGCCAGCUACGUGGAGAUCGAUCUAAUUGACCAACUUCUUGAGUAUGUGAUCCCAUAUAGUGACUCUGUGGGUAUGAAUGAACAAGAAUUGGAGAAUCUGCAGCGAUUCCUGUCCACAGGAACCAUCACUUUGGCAGCAGAUUCCAAUCCUCGUGUUGCCAAAACCCUGAGGCAGAUGCGUGAAAUAUUCACAGCUAUCCGAACACUUCCUGUAAAUAAUCCCCAACGUCGUACUCUGACCAGGAUUCAUGUUCAUACUCUUGCCUACCAAGCCAUUCUUAUUGCCAAUGAAUCUGAAUGGAAAAAUGUCGUUAAUGCCGCUGCAAAAGCCGCUCUCACAGCUCACAGGCAUGUCUGUGGUACGGAUCACAUUAAUCCAGACAUGGCUUCAUUGAUUUUAGAUGAUAGUUUUGCAACAACAAUGAAUCCUGGUGACCCUGGUAGUCAACGUAUUAAAAUUAAUUCCAGAGAUCCCGUAUCUUGUUGGCAAGAAAGCAUUUCUGAAACAGAAGUCACAAUUUGCGUUGCACCUGUCCUUGUUUGCAAAAGUGCAAGACAAACAGCCGGUGCUGGUGAUAAUAUAUCUGCUGCAGGACUGAUUUUACAAAUUUAAAAAUUCCAUUUGUGAGAAUGAAGACUACGUCACUGGACUGUGUAGUGUAUGUUCAUUUUAAUCGAUUUUUACUGUUGAUUAUGCUAAGUGUUUAGAGUGCCCAUUUUUACUGCGCAAGAAAGGCAUUUUUUUAUUCCAAUGAUAGACUUAAUUUCUUAGAAAUAGAUUAGAUUUGUAUUUAAAAGAAAAUCGACGAGUUGCAAUAUCGUGCGUUCUCAAUAUUUCCGAGAAAUUGUAAUCUAGCUUGAUUCAAAUUCAAGCUGUUUAAUGAUAAAGUUAUAUCGGAUUUAUUUAGAAAAUAUUAAAACUACAAAUAUCGUUACACAAUUCCUUAAAAUUGCUCAAAUAAAGCGUUUUUACAGCUUUAUUGGAGAACGAAAUCUCUCUUGAACUAGCCCUAUCUAGCCGAAAUCUUUCGCGUUUUUUUUUCUAGAAUAAGAUAUAAGAUGUAAAGCCUUCAUAGCUUCCCUUAACGUCACCUAAAAUACUCAUCAAACAUCCACUGCUAAGCAUUCAUUCCAUUAAUAACGAAGAUUUUAAAAUAGAAAAGAAAUGAAUUAAACGAAUCAUAAUCGAA